Molecule: messenger RNA, 1965 nt
Organism: Owenia fusiformis
Lineage: Eukaryota; Metazoa; Annelida; Polychaeta; Sabellida; Oweniidae
Source: the annotation of a GenBank genome assembly
AUUGAAGUUUUGCUGUGAUGUCUUCAUUGAAAUUAGAGCCAACCUUACUGCACAUUUGAGCCAAAAAACAACUUAUAGAUCUCAAUUUGAUAUUAAAUAAAGGAGGAAAACUAAUCCCAGAAUGCCUACUGCAUUUAGCCUGCGUCAUGCAGGCUGUUACAGCAUUUAUGUGCUAUUUCUGCUGUUAUUUGCAUACCUCCUGAAUCAGCUUGAUCGCUAUACACUGCCUAUAGUAACCAAGCCUAUGGCACAGGAACUUCAUUAUGGAGAUAAAGUCUGCAUGCAAAAUUCCUCUGCAGGAUCUGAUGUGCAAUGCACCAACAAAACAGUUGAAUCUGAACAACAAUGUGUAAAACUGACCAACAUCAAUGGCACCCAUGUAUGUGAAUGGAACUACAAUGGUCAGGGUAUUGAGUAUCAGGUUAUAGCAGGCCCUAUAUUCAUAGUCAUCUACACGUUCAUGGGGAUCUUCCUAGGGAUUGCCGCCGACCAUCUCAAUAGGAAGAAUCUGCUUGCUGGUUGCCUUGUGUUCUGGUCUAUCAUGACCCUUGUCACUGGCUUCUCUUCAGAGUUUUGGCAUCUUGCAGUACUCCGAUUUGGACUGGGCAUAGGAGAGGCAGGAUGUACGCCAUUCGCAACAUCAAUCAUUGCAGACUAUUUUCCCCCAGAGCUGAGGGGUGCUGCCCUGGGUGUGUACAACUGGGGCAUAUAUACAGGGUACAGCAUGUCAUUUGCUCUUGGAAAUCUCAUCAUUGAUGCCAAUAUAUUAGGACAGGGAUGGAGAUGGGUAUUCUUCAUAAGUGGAAUACCAGGAAUCAUACUCGGGGCUGUUAUAUUCUUCACUCUCAAGGAGCCAGAAAGAACAGGACAGAAACAGAAUGAAACAAAAUAUGUGGAUGUACCUCUAUCCUGGAAGGAAAAAAUUGCAUUCAUUGUAAAACCAUUUAUCCGUCCAUCUCUCCUGUUGUUAUGUCUAGCAGGGUCAAUAAGAAACGCAGGUGGCUAUGUGUGGGCCUACAACACUCAGCCUUACUUUGAGAGCAUCCACCAGACUAGGGACCAGAUAGCUAAGUUCAUGUCCUGGAUACCUUUAAUUGGGGGAUCCUUAGGGGCCGUCCUGGGAGGGUUCAUUUCAGACAGGGUAGUCACCAGAAGGGGCCCCACAGCCAGGAUAAUGGUCUUGGUGAUAAGUCAGCUUGUUGCUGCACCAUUUGCUGCUGGAGCAUUGUUCUUAAAUCCCCCAUGGUGUUAUAUAAGCCUCAUUCCUGCCAAUAUUGUCGGAGAGAUGUGGGUUGGAGUUACACUGGCAGUAGUCAUAGAGUUAGUCCCCUGGUCUGUGCGAACAGGGGCCAUAGCAUUCUACUUGUUUAUUAUCAGCAAUAUUGGUGGUAAUGUCCCUCUACUAGUGCCACCUAUACAGAAAGCCUUCCAGAACCUUGGCUACACCUAUACACCUGCACUUAGAGGUGCUCUGUACAUACUUUACCCAGGCCUGUAUGUAUUAUCUGCCCUGUUGUUCCUGGUCACACUGUGUGUUAUCAAGAGAGACAUCAGGAAAGCACAGGAGGAGGGGAAAGAUUAUGUUCCUGUUGUGGAAGAGACUGAAGGAGAGACCUAACUUAAUGAGAGAGACAACUCCAUGAGACAAUCAACUCAAUGAGAUACCUGCAAUUUGUAACACUUACAGAUAUUCUAAUUCCUAAAGCAAGUCUUACAUCAAGUCCCUGCCCCCACCCCUCCCCAUCUAUCUACUUCAUUUCCUUCAUGGAGUUGAGGUGUGAGAGGGAUCACAAAGGCUUGAAGCAAGACUAUUCUGGAUGACAUUUUUACCAAUUUGCAAAUUAAUCGGAUAAAGACCAACUGAAGCUUUAUAGUGAUUUUCAUUGUAUUUGUGCAAGGAAGUGCGACAACCAGUUAGAAAUUUGAGAAGUACUUGCCACCUUGUGGAAAAUCUGUUUGAACCCU